Molecule: messenger RNA, 639 nt
Organism: Klebsormidium nitens
Lineage: Eukaryota; Viridiplantae; Streptophyta; Klebsormidiophyceae; Klebsormidiales; Klebsormidiaceae
Source: the annotation of a GenBank genome assembly
AUGACGUCGGAAGAGGUCCACCCGGUGGAGAAAGAGACCGAGGAGCACGGCACAACGGAAGCCGUGGGAGCCGCAACAGAAGCCGUGGUAGCACGGGCGGAGAUAGCUUUGAAGGAGACAGAGCAGUUCGUGUCGCCAGACACGGACGGCAAACGGUAUUCGGAUCGAGCGCAAGCGGCACCGGGGAACUUUUGGGAGACGCCGACCGAGAGGGGGUGGAUCAUGCCAAGGUCCAAAAAGAGAGCGGAGGUCGUCGAGAAGCAGGAGCUAUCGCCCAUGGUGUUGAUCAGGACGGAUGUUCUUGAGGAGCUCGGAGUCAUGGGGCAUACGGGAGCUGACGGUCAGUAUGUUGCGAAGACGGGGAACGACUUGUCGGUUGUCGUGCGGGACGCGCCGCAUGGGGCCAAAGUAGAGGUGCGGACCAGCGGGGGCCGGGUAGUUGAGGACGGCGGCACAUUGCUCUUUCUGGAGAAGGGGGCGAAGCUGGAGAAGGAGGUCGAGGCGCUCCUCUCUGACUACGCUUGCCUCGACCUCGACAAACAGAAGAACUCCCUCCAAAAAGUCUACCAGCGGGCAGCGGUGCUUGUCAGCACGCCCUAUAAUCGGGAUCCGGAAACCAGCGGUGGCCAGAGGAGAUAG